AUGGAUCUGGACAGCAUUGAGGGGUUGAAUGAAGUGCGUCCUGCUGUGUACCGCACUGCAAUGAAGCUCCGCUCCUUACAGAAACUCUGCCAUAUGCAUGUUGUGACACUGCGGGAGCUCAUCCCAGCCCUGCGCUCUCUGGGAGGAGCCGGGGACCCUAGGGCGGGGCUUAGUGAACAGGAAGUGAUGCAGGGCAUAAACAGGAUGUUCCAAAGCGUGUCACAGGAAGUACCUGGUCAGGUGUCAGCAGAGGCGCCAGAACAGACUUGCAGACUGCUGUACAGACUGUAUGACCGGGGACAGACUGGCACUGUCUGUCGCAGGUCAGUUGAAGUUGCUCUCAUCUCUCUCUCAGCAGACACACUCUCAGCCAAACACAAGGCUCUGGUUCGUCUGGCAGAGAGGUGCAGUGGGAGAGAGAGUGGCACAGUGAGCAGGAGUGGUCUCAGAGUCCUACUGCAAGACCUCAGCCAGGUGCCGGCUGUAGUGCAGGAGAACCAUGUGUUUGGCUCAGCUGAGACAGCCGUUCGUUCCUGCUUCAGUGGGGUGCUGAGUGCGUGUGUGUGUGAGGAGCAUGUCCUCUCAUGGCUGCAGUGUGAGCCCUGUCUGUUGCUGUGGCUCCCCAUCCUGUACCGCCUGUCAGUCAGUGAGAACGUCACACACUCCGUACGCUGCCACACCUGCAAGGCCUACCCCAUCACUGGACUCAGGUAUCGCUGUAUGAAGUGU
Messenger RNA from Coregonus clupeaformis (lake whitefish), 729 nucleotides. Its product is annotated as dystrotelin. The annotation marks the transcript as partial. Gene Ontology annotation, biological process: synaptic signaling. The transcript is spliced from 8 exons. The record is from RefSeq and is a predicted model, not a curated record. Lineage: Eukaryota; Metazoa; Chordata; Actinopteri; Salmoniformes; Salmonidae. Gene Ontology annotation, cellular component: plasma membrane.